AUGUUCACGGUAACUUUUAAGUAUCUUUGUUUAGAGAAUGGCAAGGUAAAAGAAAGAGACAUCCUCAUUCUGCCCCUGGACCUGACCGACAGAAGUUCCCACGAGGUGGCUACCAAAGUGGUUCUCCAGGAGUUUGGUAGAAUCGACAUUCUCAUCAACAAUGGAGGAAUAGCUCAGAAUUCUUGGAUUGUGGAUGCCAACAUGGAUGUCUUCAAGGAGCUAAUAGAAGUUAACUAUCUGGGGAUGGUGUCCUUGACAAAGUGUGUGCUGCCUCACAUGAUGAAGAGGAAGCAAGGAAAGGUCGUGACUGUGAAUAACCUCACGGCGAUGACAUCAGGGCCUCUUGCCGGUGGAUAUUGUGCCAGCAAAUAUCUUUAUGGGUAA
Messenger RNA from Octodon degus (degu), 384 nucleotides. RefSeq names its product dehydrogenase/reductase SDR family member 7-like. Bases 1 to 384 code for a protein of 127 amino acids. The record is from RefSeq and is a predicted model, not a curated record. Lineage: Eukaryota; Metazoa; Chordata; Mammalia; Rodentia; Octodontidae. The transcript has 2 exons.